Messenger RNA from Dacryopinax primogenitus, 557 nucleotides. RefSeq lists its product as uncharacterized. The coding region runs from base 114 to 491 and encodes 125 amino acids. NCBI's taxonomy places the organism in Eukaryota, Fungi, Basidiomycota, Dacrymycetes, Dacrymycetales, Dacrymycetaceae. The transcript has a single exon. The record is from RefSeq and is a predicted model, not a curated record.
CGGCCACUCAGUUACGACGAGAGCUGGCAGAGGUGGAGUUGGAAGGCUUGCGCGUGCUGGAAGGAUUCGAUGCUAGGGAGGCCAUACUGCUGGAUCAGCUGGAGGGCAUGAAUAUGCCAGUGGGCCUAGGAAUCAACCUAUCUGGACCAAACGGCACGAUGACUUCGCUGCCCGCGGCUGAUUCGAACGCUACGAUCAGACCACGAAAACGAAAUUCAUUGAUCGAUGUCCUGCCUCGACGGUCGGCGACGAAAUCAUCUUCGAGCCGUUCAAAUGGGUCAAACCCACCGACCCCUUCAGUUGCUGUUCGCAACAGUCCGGCUCAGGCGCAAGCGGUGUUGUCGACUAUGGAUCCGGACCCCAAAAUGACUGCAGCAUUGACAGAAAUACGAAAGGGCAGGGCGGACGUGAAGCAACGGUAUGAGACGCGGAUGGCAUUCCUACGAGCAAAGCUGAAGGGCGCCGAGUUACACGAAAAGCUGAUCAAGUGAGUGGGUGGAGCGUGCUGAGUGUAUGCUGUAGUAUGUUGCGUAUAUCCUUGUAAUUUCUAAUGGUCG